AUGCCCAUGUACGCGGUGGUCUACCUGCGCUACGGGCCGUACAGCGCGGUGGGCCUGUCGGUGGAACAUCGCACCUUCCGUCUGGAGGGUCUGCAAGUGGUGUUGACGAGAGAUGGACACGAGGUCAUUCUAGAGAAGAUUGACGACUGGGAUGUGGUGGAGCUCAUGGUGAAUGGAGAGGUGGUUUUCCGCUGCAAUAUCAAGGACCUAGAGUUCGGAGGCGAUGGAAAGCUCGACCCGCUGUGCGAAGAGGCCAGGCUAGCGGUGCUAAAAGCCUACUAA
This is a messenger RNA of Choloepus didactylus (southern two-toed sloth), 282 nucleotides long. RefSeq names its product chromosome 15 C10orf53 homolog (gene C15H10orf53). The record is from RefSeq and is a predicted model, not a curated record. Lineage: Eukaryota; Metazoa; Chordata; Mammalia; Pilosa; Megalonychidae. The transcript is spliced from 3 exons. The coding region runs from base 1 to 282 and encodes 93 amino acids.